Hippocampus zosterae (dwarf seahorse) is the source of this 1503-nucleotide messenger RNA. It is a transcript of the gene syt18b, whose product is annotated as synaptotagmin XVIIIb. Lineage: Eukaryota; Metazoa; Chordata; Actinopteri; Syngnathiformes; Syngnathidae. Bases 373 to 1503 code for a protein of 376 amino acids. The transcript has 3 exons. The record is from RefSeq and is a predicted model, not a curated record.
GGAAAGAAGCAUACAGACUCUAUGAGAGGCAUUAUGAGGUGGAGGUCACCGCCCAUAGACCCCACCCUCUGGUUCGCAAUAAUACCGGCAUACCCACUCUUGAUGAGGAACUGACUGGCCUAGUUUGAUCAGGAGCAACUAUGAUAAUAUUUUGUUUUUGUGUGCUUUUAUUCCCAAGGAAGCCUUACAUUGUAUAGUAGUGGGAUAUCCUACUUUGUUUUGCUUUAUCUUCACUUUUGCACAAACCUGUCACGUUGGCUCAGGCAAUCAAGGUGCUUUGACAGGAGCUGUUGGAAGCUGAAGCUGAGGACGUCUACGUGCCUUGCCAAAACGCAUUUGCGUCGGUAACUGUGCGGUUGGCUAGCAAGUUUGAUGGUGGGCGUCAUGCCUUAUCACGACGAGGAGUAUCCGGGCCAGCCUCUGUGGCAGUCUGUGGUGCUGUUUUGUUGUAAGGGUAUGAUCGAGAUCAUCAUGGUCGUCCUCUUCUUCUGGCUUCUUCUACAGGUGCUCUUCACGAAACAACUUGAAGUUCACCUUCAAGUUCUUCUUCUGGUUGGACUGAUCACUUUUUGUCUAAGCUUGCUCGUGGGAUGUGUUCUAUGCUGGUGGAAAAGUCACAUUUGUUGUGAUGAAGACAAUCAAAGUGUGACAUCAAUUGAACCUGUGACCAUAGAGCGCUGCGUGCCCACAUCGGCGGCGCCCUCGUCAUCAUCCAGGCUUCACUAUGAAGAGUUGGACGGAGAUACGCUGGACUACCCGUCCGCGUUCACCAGCCCGAGCCCUUUUGAGGGGGAAUUUACCUCCUGGUCUUUCUCCAAUAAAGCCCAGAAGGAGCAACCCAAAACGUUUUUCUCACUGCGCCGCCUCAGCAAUCCCCCUCUUUAUAAACACAUAGACAAUAGCAAUACUACGCUGCAUUCUUUCCCCAAACUUCUAUCCAAGGCUCUGCAGAGACGCUGCACUGUGGCUGGCGACAGUAUAUACCAGGAGGGCUGUAGGCUCAGCAGAAACUCAGACAGCACUCCUGAGGAACCAAUCCCAUUGGUGUCAUUGGAUUACGGCUCUUCUACCAACUGCAAGCUGUCAACACCGACGAGGUCCCAUCUCAAUUUUACAAUGCUCUUUUCCCCAGAUAGACGCACCCUGACAAUCACGAUCCUCAGCCUCACGGGGUCAUCUCACAAGUUGGAUGAUGUGUCGGUGCAGGCCUGCCUUCCACCCCUCCAUCCCGAUUUCGUGCAAGCGCCGAUCCGGAGCGGCCUUAGCCGAGUCCUGGUUUUAAACGUGAACUCUGCAGAGGAGCUCCAAAGGUGCACCCUAAGAAUAGCUUUGUACACUCGGGAUGCCCAAGGACUGACAGGCACCGCAUUGGGGGUGCUCCAGGCUGAAUGUGGAGGAAGAAACUGGAAUGCAAGCCAAGAGAUUCACGUUACUAAAGAGCUCCUUUCAAACAAACGGACGGCAAAAAAGGUUGCAGGCUCCAUAGAAGAAUUAUGUGUGUAA